Belonocnema kinseyi is the source of this 1483-nucleotide messenger RNA. Its product is annotated as lysocardiolipin acyltransferase 1-like. Gene Ontology annotation, cellular component: endomembrane system. Gene Ontology annotation, molecular function: acyltransferase activity. NCBI's taxonomy places the organism in Eukaryota, Metazoa, Arthropoda, Insecta, Hymenoptera, Cynipidae. The transcript has 5 exons. The record is from RefSeq and is a predicted model, not a curated record. Bases 61 to 1170 code for a protein of 369 amino acids.
UGUGACAACGCAGUGGAUAACGACCAAUGUCAGCGAAAUGUGAAAUUUUGAAGAACAGUGAUGCGUGGACUUUUUCGGGGAAUCCUCUACUGCAGUUUGUGGUAUGGGAGUAUAGUCGCAGGAUUUUUAUUCAUUGCUUGUCCACUGUUGCCACUCCUCUUAAUUAGUCCACCGAAAUUUCGAAAAUGUGGAGACCUUCUUUUUUCUUGCUGGGAACUCUACCCUGCUGCACUGAUGGAGUUAUUGGGGAUGAAAGUUGUGGUAUCGGGUGACCACAUUUCUCCAGAUGAUUCUGCAAUUCUCGUAAUGAAUCACCGAACCAGGGUUGAUUGGAAUUUUUUAUGGGGAGCGAUGUACCAAGCUUGUAUGCCUCACGUUGGUGCUCAUAAACUGAAAUUUAUUUUGAAAGAUCCCAUUCGUCACAUUCCUGGACCAGGUUGGAUAAUGCAGAUGAACGGCUUCCUGUACAUAACUCGUCACUGGGAAGAAGAUCAAGGUCGACUUUCUCGUUCUCUAGACUACUUAAUAGCCCUCGGCUGUCGCACCCAACUUCUGAUAUUUCCAGAAGGGACCGACUUGACUCUAAGCAGCAAAGAAAGAUCCGAUAAAUAUGCCUCGAAACAUGGAUUGCUGAAGUACAAUUAUACUCUUCAUCCCAAAACAACUGGUUUCACCUACCUAGCUCGUCAUCUUCAAGAAUCCAACUACCUCGAUGCUGUAUACGAUUUAACAAUAGGAUACCCAGAUAACAUUCCACAGUCGGAAGUCGAUUUAGUCUCAGGAAAACUGCCCAAUGAGGUUCAUUUUUUAAUAAAAAGGGUACCUGCCUCGGAUAUUCCGAGAGACGAAUUAUCCCUGCGGCGUUGGUUGGAAGAAAAGUGGAUUCAGAAGGAAGAGGUUUUGAAGCAAUUUUCUCAAAAGAAAUGUUUUUCUGCUGAACCUUGGCCGAGAGCAAGUCGAAUGCCUUUGAGAAUUGCUCUUGUUUUUUGGACACUCUUGAUUGGGUCGUCAGUGAUAUUAAUACUCACCUCAUCAUUUUUCCAACUGUGGACUGUCGUUCACGUCCUAUUAUUCAUCAGUUUGUCGCUUUUCACCACAGGUUUUAGUCAACUGGAAAUGGGAUGGUACUGGCGUUGGAAAACACAAAUUUCUGAAAAGAAGCGCAGUUAAUAAUUUAAAAACUAAUAAAUUAUUAAUGUGAAUAGGAUAAUUUAUAUAGCAAUUUAUGUCUCUGUGAUAUCGAUAUACGAAAGAGUAGAGCUAGCCCAAAAUUCAGAUAUUGAUUUAUUUAUUAGAGUAAUUUCUUUUACAUCUGAAAACAUUUUUGGAAAUUAGUAGUCUACUGUUUUCAAGUUUACCUUAAAACUUACAAUCCGAUGAAAUAUUAUCAAGACUGUUUAUGACUAAAAGAUAUGAACAGGAAUUGAUUAAUUAACAAUUAGAUUUCUGAGAAAAUUUAUAAAAUAUACCUUUGAGUGCUUUC